This is a messenger RNA of Soboliphyme baturini, 258 nucleotides long. The record is from the annotation of a GenBank genome assembly. Lineage: Eukaryota; Metazoa; Nematoda; Enoplea; Dioctophymatida; Soboliphymatidae.
AUGCUGCGGUCCGUGGACCAAGCGUUCUCCUUUGGUGGCGAGUGUGGACAUCGGUUGAAUGUGUGGUCACUUUCUACCGGGGUUGUGACUUCGCAUCCUUAUCCGAUCGAUGUAAUGGGUGCCAGUGCCUUGUUAUGCCAGUACAAUCCACGCUACGUCAUAUUCAAUAGGGUCGAAAAGGCUUUCUCUCAGUCGACGAAGGCGAUGCACAAAAAAGAGCUGAUAUUCCAUCACGUUCCACGAGUUGGUCUGAGGUGA